Messenger RNA from Protopolystoma xenopodis, 1059 nucleotides. The record is from the annotation of a GenBank genome assembly. Lineage: Eukaryota; Metazoa; Platyhelminthes; Monogenea; Polystomatidea; Polystomatidae.
AUGGAUGAGGACCCAAACCAUCUCUCAAGUGCUAAGUCAGAGACCAAGGACUUUGCUCUCUCACAAUACCAAAUGCUUCGUUAUGAAGUUUCUUCACUGUCUAGUAUUAUCUUAACAGGUGGAAGGGCCGAAAUUUUUGGGACUGAAUUAGUAAUAGGUUGCGAGCUUCCAUUACAUGCCGGUGAACGGGGAACAGUGGUAACAUUUCAUGGCUGCAAGAUAAGCGUUAAAGGACGCGGAAUUGCAACAUUUCUUACAACUGCAUCAGAAGAUCAGGAAAUUGUUCAUGUUUACAUGAAUAUACAUGCGAAUCUAGAGAAGUCCCGCGAACAAGCUAUUAAGGAGCAGUCUAGGGGUCCUAGAGUUUUGAUUUGUGGUCAAGAAAGUGUUGGAAAAUCAACUCUUUGCCGGACUUUGGUUAAUUAUGCUGCACGAAGAGGACAUAAGCCCGUACUUGUUGAUGCUAACGUGGGAUUGAGUCAAGUUAGUAUAAUAUUUAAUUAUCAUCUCAAGGUGUGUAUACCAACUACGAUUUCCGCUCUUGCUGUUACAAAACCCUACGAUUUGCUCGAUGGCUGGGAUCUGGAGGAGGAUCCUCUUGUAUUUAGUUUUGGGUAUGUGGAUCCGGCGAGAAAUUUGAAUUUGUUUCGGGAACAGAUAACCCAAUUAGCCGAACUGGUUAACAUUCGAUCGGAAAAUGAUAUGGUGAUUUUUAACAGUGGAUGUGUGAUUAAUAUGUGUGGUAUACGUAAAAAUGAUUCGGAUGAUGGCGAAUCUGAACAGAAAGGUACACAGGCUAUCAGAACAACUGCAGCAGCUUUUGAGGUUGAUACCGUUCUUGUAAUCGAAGAUGGUUUUCUUUCUUCCUUUCUCCGUGCUGAUCUGCCUACGGAAGUUACCAUUGUUCGGUUGCCAAAGUCAUCAGGCGUAGUAACUAGGUCACCUGAUCAAUGGACUCGUCAAAGAGACCUUCGAGUGUGCAACUAUUUUCAUGGAUCUGGUCUUAUGCGUCGCCUCCAACCACACCACUUAGUUUUGCAGUCUAGUGAGGUAUUAUAA